UUCCUUCUUCCUCUUCCUCCGCCUCCAUCAUCGCCGGCUCUCCUCUCGGCGAUACCUACUACGCCGUUACAGUAAGACUGUAAGAUACCCUUUUGUUUUCUCCUUCUAUUUUCCCGAUUAUUAUUUUUGGCGCUACUUGUAGCCGGAGAAUCAACGUCGGUACUUCCAUCAAGGCUGCUCUUUGCUCUACUGCUGAAUCUUCUAGAAAGUUUUUGAAUUUUGGGGUUUCUUUCUCCAGUAAACAGUUGGCUUCUUCUGAUGCUUUUGCGUUGACUUGAGGAUUUUGAGCCGCCGAUUACUUGUCGUCGGUUUUGUGGUCGACGGCCGCCAUGUCGGGACCUCUUGAUCGCUUCGCAAGGCCUUGUUUUGAGGGCUUCUCUGGGAAUGAUGAGAGAAGGGAAAGAAAAUCUGAUUUUGAGAACUCAGAAGAUGAGAGGAGGACAAGAAUUGGUUCCCUGAAAAAGAAAGCACUGAGUGCUUCAACAAAAUUUAAACACUCUCUCAAGAAGAAAAACAGUCGAAGAAAAAGCAUUGGGCGAAUCAGCUCUGUAUCCAUUGAGGAUAUUCGCGAUGCAGAGGAGCUGCAGGCAGUAGAUGCAUUUAGGCAAGAGCUAAUCUUGGACGAAUUGUUACCGGAGCAGCAUGAUGAUUAUUACAUGAUGUUGAGGUUUUUGAAAGCGAGGAAAUUUGACAUUGAGAAAGCAAAGAACAUGUGGGCUGAUAUGCUUCAAUGGAGGAAGGAAUUCGGUGUUGAAACAACGCUAAAGGAGUUUGAGUUCAACGAAGUGAGUGAAGUUUUGAAAUAUUAUCCCCAUGGCUACCAUGGUGUUGAUAAGGAGGGAAGGCCUGUAUAUAUUGAAAGGUUAGGGAAAGUUGAUCCUAACAAACUAAUGCAAGUCACAACCAUGGAACGUUUCAUAAAAUACCAUGUUAAGGAGUUUGAGAAAUGCUUUUCUACUAAGUUCCCAGCUUGUACAAUUGCUGCAAAGAGGCAUAUUGACUCGAGCACAACGAUUUUGGAUGUUCAAGGAGUGGGUUUGAAAAACUUCACUAAAAGUGCACGAGAGCUCAUCAUGCAGCUCCAGAAGAUCGACUCUGAUAAUUUCCCUGAAACACUCCAUCAGAUGUUUAUCAUCAAUGCUGGUCCCGGAUUUAAGAUUCUGUGGAAUACAGUAAAGAGCUUUCUAGAUCCCAAGACCACUUCCAAGAUACAUGUUCUGGGGAACAAGUACCAGAACAAGUUGCUUGAAGUAAUAGAUGCCAGUGAAUUGCCAGAGUUUCUUGGCGGGACAUGUUCGUGUGCAGGUCAAGGAGGGUGCCUUUUUUCUGAUAAAGGGCCAUGGAAAAUCCCAGAGAUAUUGAAGAUGGUUGGUGAAGCAAGUCGUUGCAGGCAGGUUGUUAAAGUUCUAAAUAAUGAAGGAAAGGUAGUCUAUGUCAAGCCUCGCUACCCAAUGGUAAAAGUCAGUGACACAUCCGCUGGAGAAUCUGGAUCUGAAGCCGAAGAUAUUGCUUCACCAAAGGCUGCAAGGAGCUAUUCACAUCUUCAACUGACUCCUGUUCGUGAAGAGGCUAAGGGUAUUGGUGCAACAAGCUAUCCCAUCAACUUCUCAGGAUAUGAUGAAUAUGUUCCCAUGGUUGAUAAGGCUGUCGAUUCUGGAUGGAAAAAGCAAACGGAAUCUGAAAAGCCCUGUGUUCCUACAGUGAUCCUUCCACCACCCGACUCUCAAAAGACUACUGAAGGACUUCAUGCCCGCUUUCUAGGAGCUCUAAUGGCUUUCUUCUUCACUUUCUUCAUACUUUUGCGUUCGGUGGCUUCCAGUGUAACCAAGAAGCUUCCAAUUGCAUCCUCUAAUCAAAGCAAACUUUGUGAAUUUUCUUCUGAAUCAAUUCCAAAGGAAGAGUUUAGGCCCCCUUCACCAACGCCAGCACCUUCAGAAGCCGAGCUUCUCUCAACUGUACUCGGGAAAUUACAUGAACUUGAAGAGAAAGUGAAUGUGCUUCAAGAAAAGCCAUCCAAGAUGCCCUAUGAAAAAGAGGAAUUACUAAAUGCUGCAGUUUGCCGAGUGGAUGGCCUUGAGGCCGAGUUAAUUGCAACCAAGAAGGCUCUGCACGAAGCUUUGAUGAGGCAAGAGGAACUUCUUGCAUACAUCGACAGACAAGAAGAUGCCAAGUUUCGGAAAAAGAAAUUCUGCCUGUAAGGUCUUCCUCCAACUCUUCCAUCAUGCAAGAACUGUUCUUGAUGAGAUUCUCUUUGGUGUGAUGCUCAUAUAUGUUUGUAAUUUUGUUGUGUUUGUUGCUUCCAUUCAUAUCUGUAAUGCAAGUUUGGUGUGUGGUGAUCAUGCAACAAUGUUAACCUUAUAUGUGCAGACAACAUUCCAACUUUAAACAAAAUACUAUACAUACAUAUUACUCCGUAUCUUAUGAAAAAUGUCAAGGGUCGUGAUGUUGUAAAA
Ipomoea nil (Japanese morning glory) is the source of this 2453-nucleotide messenger RNA. Its product is annotated as phosphatidylinositol/phosphatidylcholine transfer protein SFH8-like. The transcript has 14 exons. NCBI's taxonomy places the organism in Eukaryota, Viridiplantae, Streptophyta, Magnoliopsida, Solanales, Convolvulaceae. Bases 330 to 2198 code for a protein of 622 amino acids. The record is from RefSeq and is a predicted model, not a curated record.